UGGAACGCUGCUCUGAUUGGCCGGACGCCGGGAGGGGGCGGUACCUGGUCCUGUGUGACGUCGUUGGCCGCUGGCGCUGUCCGUCAGUGUGGGGGAGGCGGGGCCUGGUCGCCGCUCACGUGAGGCGGGGCCGGUGCGUUGUCGCCGCCGUCGGGACGAGGCCUCCGGUCAGCGCCGGGGAGGAGCUCAGGGUAUAGGAGCUGUUGCAGUGGACGGAGAGACGGGAACUUGAGCGGCCAUUGAGCGUGGCCAGGGUGCCAGUGAGCCCCUCCCAUCUGCCUGGUGUGCGGGCUGAGCUUUGAGGGGCUGAGCUGCGGUGGAGGACCACAUGAUGCGGCACAACAAGGAGAAGCGUUAUGAGUGCGACGUGUGUGGCAAGGCCUGGCACCACCCGAGCGAGCUGGAAAUCCACCAGCGGAUGCACACGGGAGAACGCCCCUUCGACUGCUCAGAGUGUGGCAAGAGCUUCAGGAAGGCACAGGACCUGAAGAUCCACCGGCGGGUGCACACAGGAGAACGCCCAUUCGACUGCUCGGAGUGCGGCAAGAACUUCACCUGCUACGACAACCUGCUGCGGCACUACCGCGUGCACACCGGCGAAAGGCCCUUCAGCUGCCCCGACUGCGGUAAGGACUUCACGAGGGCGUAUGAACUGAAGAUCCACCGGCAGGUGCACACGGGAGAACGGCCCUUCAACUGCUCGGAGUGCGGCAAGAGCUUCCUCUACUAUGGAAGCCUACGGCAGCACAACCGCGUGCACACCAGCGAGAAGCCCUAUGGCUGCUCCACCUGUGGCAAGAGCUUUACUUGGUUGUCGGGGCUGCAGGAGCACCAGACAGUGCACAGCAGUGAGCGGCCUUUCACCUGCACCGACUGCGGCAAAGGCUUCAAGUCGUCGCCAUGCGGCAAGAGCUACAUCCGCUCCAACCACCUGAUGGAGCACCAGCUCACCCACACCAGCAAGAGCCCCUACACUUGCGCCCAGUGCGCGCGUGCACACCAGUAG
Messenger RNA from Amblyraja radiata (thorny skate), 1006 nucleotides. Its product is annotated as gastrula zinc finger protein XlCGF49.1-like. The transcript is spliced from 4 exons. Bases 329 to 1006 code for a protein of 225 amino acids. The record is from RefSeq and is a predicted model, not a curated record. Lineage: Eukaryota; Metazoa; Chordata; Chondrichthyes; Rajiformes; Rajidae. Gene Ontology annotation, biological process: regulation of transcription by RNA polymerase II. Gene Ontology annotation, cellular component: PcG protein complex; chromatin; transcription regulator complex. Gene Ontology annotation, molecular function: RNA polymerase II cis-regulatory region sequence-specific DNA binding; DNA-binding transcription factor activity, RNA polymerase II-specific.